Caenorhabditis bovis is the source of this 753-nucleotide messenger RNA. Lineage: Eukaryota; Metazoa; Nematoda; Chromadorea; Rhabditida; Rhabditidae. The record is from the annotation of a GenBank genome assembly.
AUGGAUAUCACCGCUCUUCGAUCCACGCGAACUACUCGAAAGCACAACAACUUGUUUUAUCAGGAUAUUCCGGGCAGUAUGAACGCCGAAGCUCUCACCCGAUUCCUGGCGGAGCAGCGCGAAUCGUCGGUUCGUGAGAUGGCAGACCCCGGGGAAUUCCUUGACGAAGCUUCGCCAGCAGAGUUCCACAAUAAAUUGGUAACAGCCGCUUUCACCCCAUUUUUGAAAGCUCUAUCUCUCUCAGCUCUAAACCAAGUGAUCUCAGAUUUAGGAAGACCGCGAUUCAACGGGCAGAUUCUGCCUUUAUAUCAAUGGGUAACAUUUCGUGUAAGCAGCUUGAUUUAUUUUCAUGUGAAUGUCUAUCGAAUCCAAGGCAAAAAGAAAAAUGCUAACAAGACGGCCGGAAAGACAAUGCGCACAUUGCCAAAUGUCAAGCUGAACAAAGAUCGCAAGAUUAUGCAAUGCGACGAUCAAUUGUACAAGGUAAUUUUCGAUCCUGAAGGCUUCAGUGUUCAUAAUAUGGCAUUAAUCGGCCAACAACACGCUCCGAAUAAAAUAUGGGACAAAUCAUUGAAGCCAAAAUCCAAAGGACGCGUAUCAAUAAUCACCAAUCCCGACGAAAUAUUCAUCAAACCGAAUCGACCCUCGAAUAUUCAACCAAUUACCGUCGACAAGUUGCAAAUCAUUGAGAUUCUCGAUUAUGUCGACGAUUUAUACUUGCAACUUUUGGAACCGGCCGAUGGGAAGAAAUAA